CUUUCUCUUUUCUCUCUCUUCCAGCUCAAAACUUAGUACCUGCUGUGCUGCUGACCUGCCCUGCUCUCUCCCUCUCUCUCUCUCUCCAAGCUUUCUCCUUUCUCUAUCUAGAGACCCAAAAAUAGAGCCGUUGCCAUUGUUGCUGAGAGAGAGGGAAUGAAAGAAAUCGAAAGGUUAAUGCUUUGAAUCCAUAAAAAUGUUAAAUUUCUUUGUAAGGAAAGGCGUUAGGAAGAUUCUCAAGCGCAAGGAUAGUGAUGCUGGUGAAAGAGGAAGAGCUAUAGAAGACUUGCGAUCUGCUCUUUUUAAUGAAUUCCGCUCAUCCGAUGGUGCAAAGCGUCAGCAACAGCUAUGUGGCCCUGCCACUGCUCUUACCUUCAAUUUUGUGCUCAAAGUUGUUGGGUUCCAGUUUCCUAUAUUUCUCACCCUUAUCCACUAUGUAGUAAGCUGGUUAUUAAUGGCCAUUCUAAAUGCUCUUUCUAUCCUCCCUGCAUGUCCCUCAAAAUCGACCCGCUUAUCUACAUUAUUUACUCUUGGCUUUGUUAUGGCUUUCUCUACUGGCCUUGCAAAUGUUAGCUUGAAGUAUAAUAGUGUGGGGUUUUAUCAGAUGUCUAAAAUUGCGGUUACGCCAUCAAUUGUUCUCGCAGAAUUUUUGUUGUACAAUAAGAGAGUUUCUUUCUCGAAGGUUCUAGCACUUACAGUAGUAUCAAUUGGUGUUGCCGUCGCUACAGUAACUGAUAUGCAAUUUCAUCUCUUUGGUGCUUGUAUAGCAUUAGCAUGGAUAAUACCAAGUGCAGUCAACAAAAUUCUUUGGUCUAGCUUGCAACAGCAGGAAAAUUGGACAGCCUUAGCAUUAAUGUGGAAGACAACGCCAAUCACUCUAUUUUUCCUUGUCGCACUAAUCCCUUGGUUAGAUCCACCUGGUGCCCUAUCUUUCAAUUGGAACUUCAACAACACCUUGGCAAUUCUCAUGUCAGCUAUUCUUGGCUUCUUGCUUCAGUGGUCAGGCGCUCUAGCACUUGGGGCAACAUCUGCUGUUACACAUGUCGUUCUUGGUCAAUUUAAAACAUGCGUCAUUCUUCUAGGAAACUAUUACCUCUUUAGUUCCAAUCCAGGCAAGACAAGCAUUUCCGGGGCUUUCACAGCCAUUGCCGGAAUGUCCAUUUACACUUACCUUAAUUUGAAGCUGCAAUCAAACAAAACUUCCCCUCGGCAGGCGUCUUCUUUACCAAAAUCUAAACUGAGUAAAGAAAACAGCAAGACCCACGAUGGAAAUUAUGGUUCGGAAUCUGUCUAACUUAUCAAGGUAGAUACAAGACAAGAUCUAACUCAUCACUAACUUGGGGCAUUUGUUUGUCUCUAGAUAAAAAAAUUUCGAUUCUGAUUUUGAAGGCAAAGCUCUAUCCAUGCUUACCAUGAAUUAGAGUUUGGUGUUAGUCUGCUGAUCCGGUGUUAGUCUAUAUGGCAUUACCUGUUCCAAGGUCACAUUUUGUAGAUUCUGUUGGGUUCUUCAA
Messenger RNA from Pyrus x bretschneideri (Chinese white pear), 1511 nucleotides. RefSeq lists its product as uncharacterized. The transcript has 7 exons. NCBI's taxonomy places the organism in Eukaryota, Viridiplantae, Streptophyta, Magnoliopsida, Rosales, Rosaceae. Bases 197 to 1294 code for a protein of 365 amino acids. Gene Ontology annotation, molecular function: UDP-xylose transmembrane transporter activity; antiporter activity. The record is from RefSeq and is a predicted model, not a curated record. Gene Ontology annotation, cellular component: Golgi apparatus.